CGCUUUCAGUUGGCAGGGCACGGAUUUAUUGAUGAAAAACCGAGAAACGCAGGGAAAUGGCCAGCGAAGAGAGGAUGUGGGGAUGUGAAAACCAUCUGACUCUCAGAAUAGAUGCAUAUUUGCGAAGUAUCUGGUCUUUGUCUCCGCUUAAUGAGUGAACGUGUGUCUGCGUGAAUGGAAAACGGCUCAUCUUAGCGCAAAACACCACAACUGGUCCUGUAUAAAUAAUAGAUGAAUACAGACACGCAGCGAGUUAACGGAGCUCGCGUCUCUCGAAAAGCUUGAAGGUUUAGUCUCUACGAGAAGAUGCGUCUGCUGCAACUGUUCAUGAAGCCAUAGCCAGUUUGGAAUGAAACAACAAGAUGUAGGAAGCAAAGGGGUCCAAGAAGCUAAAGGCAAGGAAAAGAACCAAGCCUGCCAAUUGACAGCUGACUACUGUGGAGGAGAGCUUGCAUGGUCACAGACUCUGAGAAGCUGCCGGCCGUGAUCGAGUCCACCAAAGAAAAUUUACCCAGUUUCCUGCGGUCAUGGGCAGAGCAGUUGCCAUGACAACUCUUUAUGCAUUCAGAUAGGAUGCUUUCGGGUGCAUCGAAAUAAUCACUAAAUCACAGGAAGAACCUCAGAUUGGAUUAAGGGUCAGCUGUUGCUGUAACACUGCAGAUAUAAACAGUACAUCUCUCAGAGGGCUGUACGGUGCAGUCACAGAGUGAGGAAGACAGCCACGUGUCUGCUCUGUUGUUGCAAGCCACCAUGAGAAUUCCAGCAGGCUCUCAACAUCCCCAGAGAGUUCUCUGAAGCCAUGCUGAGCAGAAGUUAAUCCUCUUUGGCAGGGGACUGUAUAGUUUGUCUAACUGCUCAUUGAGACAAAAAAAAAAUCUAAUAGUUUUUCGGAUGAAAAUAAACAUCAAGGUCCACUGUGACUAGGGAAAUGGCUGAGAAUUUUGACUGUGCCACCCAUGUCCAUGGAUUUGAUCUAGGUGCUCGUUACAUUGACUUGCAACCUCUGGGUUAUGGCGCCAAUGGACUGGUAUUUGCAGCCAUCGACAGCCAAAGCUACCGAAAAGUCGCAGUGAAAAAGAUCACUAUCAGUGACGCCCGAAGCCUCAAGCACGCUCUGCGGGAGAUCAAAAUUAUCCGGCGAUUGGACCAUGACAACAUUGUAAAGGUUUUUGAGGUUCUGGGCCCUAAGGGAAGCGAUAUACCUCAAGACAUUUAUCGGUUGAGUGUGGUUUACAUUGUCCAAGAACACAUGGACACUGACCUUGCUCGCCUCUUGGAACAGGGACCCCUUUCAGAGGAGCAUGCCAAGCUCUUCAUAUACCAGCUGCUUCGAGGACUUAAGUACAUACACUCAGCCAACAUACUGCACCGAGACCUAAAGCCGGCCAAUAUCUUCAUCAAUACCGAAGACCUGGUGUUGAAAAUUGGGGACUUUGGAUUGGCAAGGAUUGUGGAUCCACAUUACUCCCAUAAAGGUCAUCUUUCGGAAGGUUUAGUAACAAAGUGGUAUCGGUCUCCACGACUCCUUCUUUCACCAAACAACUAUACCAAAGCCAUUGACAUGUGGGCAGCUGGCUGUAUAUUGAUAGAGAUGCUGACUGGAAAAAUGUUGUUUGCUGGUGCACAUGAGCUGGAACAGAUGCAGCUGAUCCUGAAAACAAUUCCUGUCAUUCGAGAGGAGGACAAACAGGAGCUACUCCGUGUCAUGCCAGCUUACAUCAGCCCAAAGUGGGAGGUUUCAAAACCCCUGAAAGAUCUACUUCCUGAAGGAAAUGCCGAAGCCAUCGAUUUCCUGGAAAGGAUCCUGACGUUUAACUCGAUGGAUCGCUUAACAGCGGAAGAGAGCUUGGCGCAUCCCUUUAUGAGCCCUUACUCGUGCCCACAGGAUGAGCCAGUGUCUCAGCAGCCUUUCAGGAUUGAAGACGAGAUAGAUGACAUACUACUGAUGGAAGCAAGCCAGAGCCAGAUGUUCAACUGGGAAAGAUAUCAUGACAGCUUCUCUUCUGACUUGGAGUGGCUCCGGGACAAAUAUGGGGACUUAGAUGAGGUGCAACGAGAUCCACGUGCUAUGUUCAAAGCUGUGGCAGAGGAUGUGCAGGUCGACCCACGUAAAUAUUCACAGAGCAGCUCAGAGAGGCUCUUGGAGCAGUCUCACACGUCGAUGGACCGAGUGUGUGAAAUGGACUACGGACGAUCGUGCGAUUAUAAAAUUGGAUCGCCCUCAUACCUGGAUAGACUACUCUGGAGGGACAACAAACCCCAUCAUUACUCUGAACCCAAACUUAUUCUGGAUCUGUCUCAUCGGAAAAGAACAGCAACUGUCUCGUGUGUGGCUGUUUCUCUAGAUGAAGGAAAAUCUGACCUCCUUUUGAAAGUCUCUGACUAUAAGAAUGGGAGUCCUUUGAAAAUUGAUUGUUCCAGCUCUCUGCCAAACAUUCAGGAAAGGAGCCAGCCGUCAUCCCCGCGCACUUUGGCAUCUUCAGAAAUAUCAAACGGGGCAGGCUCCCAAUUUGAUUUUGAUGUCUUCAUCUCCAGAGCUUUGAAGCUGUGUGGGAAACAGGAAGAGCUAGCCGAUAGCAAACUGAAUGAUUUGAAUGGUACUUGUCUGCCAGAACAUACCAAUGAAAUAGUGCAGACCGAAGUUAAUGAGAAAGAGAGGUGGUAAGAUUCAGCUUUAUUGGCUGUUUCUGGAAUUAUGGCACUUGGGGUUUCACUUCAGAAAGGUGACAGCUCAACAAAACAAGCAGAACAUCCUAAUGGAAAAUAACCAGGAAAGUUAGUUCUUGGAGAUGUUAUGGGCUUGAUUCGUUCUAAUCCAGGAUUGCUACUUCACCCAUUGGAAGGUAGCUGGUAGGGAUGCUUUUAGAAAUAUGAAAGCUUGCAAUUUUUUGUGUAUUCCUAGACAAUAUCACCAAUGGUUUUAUACCAGCAGUGGACACUUUAUUCAGUACCUCCUGUACCUAAUAAAGUGGCCACUGAGUACAUGUUCAUGAUCUUCUGCUAUUGUACCCAUCCACUUCAAGGUUCGAUAUGUUGCGUGUUCAGAGAUCCUCUUCUGCACACUACUGUUGUAAUGAAUGGUUAUUUGAAUUACAGUUGCUUUCCUGUCAGCUUGAACCAGUCUGGCCAUUCUCCUCUGACCUCUCUCAUUAACAAAGUGUUUUUACUCAUAGAACUGCCACUCACUGUAUUUUUUUUUGUUUUUCACACCAUUCUCUGUAAACUCUAGAGUAGGGGUUCCCAGUCUGGGGUCCAUGGACCCCUUGCUUAGUCCAUGGCAUAAAAGUCUGGGAACUCCUGAUCUGUAGACUGCUGUGCAUGAAAAUUCCAGGAGAUCAACCGUUUCCGAGAUAUUCAAACCACCAAUAUUAGAGUCACUUAGGUCAUAUUUCUUCUCCAUAUAGAUGUUUGGUCUGAACAACAACUAAACUUCUUGAUCAUGUCUGCAUGCUUUUAUGCACUGAGUUGCUGGAACAUGAUUGGCCGACCAGAUAUUUACAUUAACAAGCAGUUGUACCUAAUAAAAUGGCCACCGUGUGUAGUUCCCUGACUGAGAAAACCCGAUAACAUUAAGUGACACAGUAAAUCUUUGGUUCAUGUUAUUGAAUUAGGGACAAUAACAUGGUGACGUUUUUUUAUUUUCAGAAUUUAAAUCUUUUUUUUACUUGAUACAUUGUCCAGUUGUUACUUUCUGCUGUUUUGUUCUCGGUUUGUAUGCAGAACUUCUGAAGUGAAUAUUUUAUGUCUGCCCCACUUCCUAUGCAAAGCCUCCUGAAUACCUUCCAUUUCAAGUUCAAACUGAAGUUCAAAUUCAAGUUUAUUUGUCAUUCAACCAACCACAUGUAUACAGCCAAACGAAACAGUAUUCCUCUGGGGCCAAGGUGCAAAACACAGACCAACACUCACACUCAGCAAACAGCACAUAUAGUACGUAUAAUUACAAUAGCAGAAAAACAUACUGUCACAAAUAAUAUUUUAAAAAUAAUGAUAUAGCCCAGGUCCCUGAGUGUCAUGGCCCGUAGAUUGAUGGUGCCUGAGAUGUUUGCAUUCUUGCCUACCCCUUCAACAAGAAUCCUGAUGGGUUUUAUUUUGGCAUAGCUUUGAGCGCAGAUCAUACACACAAGAGAUUCUGCAGAUGCUGGAAAUCCAGAGUAACACACAAAAUGCUGGAGGAGCUCAGCAAGUCAGGCAGCAUCUAUAGAAAAGAGUAAACAAUCGGCAUUUUGGGCCAAGACCCUUCUUUAGGACCAGAAGGAAGAGGAAAGAUGCCAGAAUAAGAAGUUUGGGAGGAAGGGAAGCAGGACAGCUAGAACGUGAUAGGUGAAGCCGGGUGGGUAGGAAAGGUAAAGAGCUGGAGAGGAGGGAAUCUGAUGGGAGAGGAGACUGGACCAGAGGAGAAAGGGGAGGAGGAGAGGCACAAUAAGAAUGUCAAAGUUUGGAAAUUCUACCAGGCAACUACAAUUGAACUUUAAAUAAUAAUAAAAAUUAGUACAAGGGUAAAUUCUAGGCAUUAUGGAACUUACUCUGGAUGAUUUGUUGCAUCCAAAAUUCCUUAAGCUGCAUAAUUUCUAUCUGAGCAGCUGAACUGCACAGUAUCUGCUGUGUUAGCAUCAGCCCAAGAGAUCGCUUUCAGCAUUUAUUUGUUAAUUUUACAAAAUGAUCUGUACUAAUUUAUAUUUUCCCCUAAGUAGAGUUAAUAGGACCUGAUGUUUCAAUCCCUAUGAUAAGUCAGCACCCUCGAUGUUGGCAGUGGGUUUGGAGUGGUGACAAGGAGGGUAGGUACCUCAUCGGGGUUAUCAGGUGGGCACCCUCCUUCUUUGACGCUUCGUUGAUAAGCCCACGAUGUCUUCAGAGGGCUCACCAUGCUACCUGGCGACCCAGAUACACCCUCCUCAGUUCCAUACCCUCCUGUCUUCAUCUUGCAGCCCUGUUGUUAUCUUUCCUUUUAACCCAAAUCCAAUUACUGCUUUCUUCUGCUGCAUUUGACAAGGAUUUUAUUGCCUGUUGGAGUGAAUAGCCCCUCACCCCCAUCUUCUUCAAUAGACUGGUCGUAGAUGUAGCCAUGAAUUCCCUGCAUCACACUUCUACAGGGAAAAUCUUGGUCUUCCAGCCAUUCUGGGCAGCUUCAGUUGCCAGUUCAGAGUACCUGGUCUUUUUCCUCUCAUAAGCUUCUUCUACACCAUCUUCCCAUGGUACUGUCAAUUCCACAACAUAUGCCAGCCUGGCUGUUGUGGACCACAGGACCAUGCCUGGCCAGAGUGUUGUAGCUGCUAUUUCUGGGGGAAACACAAGCUUUUUUCCCCAAGUACAUGUCCAUUUUCCACUCCCAAGCAACCUGCAGAAUGCUUACUGCGGAUGUUAUAUGGUGCUCUGGAGGUUGGCCUGCUGGUACAAAUCAUGUGAUGUGAACAUUUCUUGCCGAUGUUUGUGGGAGAGCAUUUGUGGUAAUUCGCCUCUGUUCCAGGAUUGAUGCCAGCUGUCUGAGAACUUGGUUAUGCCGCCCCUGACUGAGGCUCGUGGUGCAUCCUGUUAAAAUGAGCCUUAGUGAUCCAGGUGCUUGACAAAGAGAGCAAGUGGGGUCUUCUCCCCACCACUGGUUCAGGUUCUGGGGUGUAGGUAGGAGGUCAUAAGUGGCUCUGAUGACAAAACUUAGUGGAGAUCCCUCCAUCUCCCAGAUGUCGCACCAGCUGAGUUUCCUCUUUUCCAGGCUCUCCCAAUUAGUCCAUUGGCUCUACUUGGCCAUUGAGAUGGCCCUGGUGUGUCUCUCUGCCUCCUCCUGUCUUCUCACCUCCUCCACCAUGAGCCAUUUCUUCUGCACUGAUGUUGCCUUGUGCCAUUGAGGAGCCUUUGGGAUAAGCCCAAGCCCGGCUCUCCCAGGUUGGACCUGGCCAACCACAUCCCUGAAGUGAACAGCAGACCUAGCACCCUGAACAGCUUCAGAUGGGGUCCACUUCUUCCCUGUUGUCACAUGGGGAGCUGCUGUUCAAAUAACAGUAUCUUCAGAUUCAGUGAGGGUCAUGACCAACCUUGCUUUGUGCAUUUGAAUUCUUCUACAAGACUUGUAAUUGGUAAUUCCAAUUUGCUGUUCUCGUACAGUCCAACAGGACUUAAGCAUCGUGGAAGUCCAAGCCACCGUUUCACAUGUGUGCUGAUCACUCUUUUGAGCUUUUCCACCUUGUUGAUGGGGAUCUCAUACACUGUUAAAGGCCACAUGAGUCUUGGGAGUAUGCCGAACUGGAAGCACCACAGUUUGAGUUUUCCUGGCAGCAAGGUCUUGUUGAUGAGAGCUAUCUACGUGAUGGUAUCCUUUUUGAGUUGUUUAAACUGCUCGGUGUCCUUGAGCUUAGCAUCAUACCAUCGACCCAAGCUCUUCACUGGCAUUUCUGACACAGUUGGGGCAGGUAUUCCGUCAAUAUGAAAUCUUUGAUCCGUGACUUGACCUUUGACAAUGGAGAUGUUUCUGCACUUGCUGGGCUUGAUCUUCAUCCUCGUCCAUGUGAUGUUCUGAUUAAGCUUUCACAGAAGUCUCUUGGUGCCGGGGACAGAUCUCGUCAGUAUUGUUAUAUCGUCUAUAUAGGCUCGUAUCAGUGGUAACCAUUGACCAAACUGUAGCCGUUUUCCUCCUGCAACCCAUUCUGAGGCUCUGAUAAUGAGCUCCAUUGCCAUAGUGAAGGCCAAUGGGGAGAUGGUACACUCUGCCAUGAUGCCUAUUUCCAGUGGUUGCCGAGCUGUGGUGAAGUCUGAUGUUGUGCGACAAACUUGCAGAUCCUGGAAGUAGUGUUUUACCAGAUUUGUUAUUGUUUCAGGCACCUGCAAGAAUUCAAAAGCAGUCCACAGCAGGGAAUGAGGAACUGAUCUAUAGGUGUUGGCCAGGUCGAGGAACAAGACCUUUCUUUCUUUCUUAGACAUCUGGAUUUGAUGCCAUAUGAAGCUGGUAUGUUCAAGGCAUCCAGAGAAGCCUGCUAUGCCAGCCUUUUGGAUUGAUGUGUCAAUGAAAUGAUUUUGUUUUAGAUACUUUGUAAGUCUUUGCACCAACAUGCUAAAAAAGAUCUUGCCUUCUAUGUUCAGAAGGUUUAUUUGGCAAAGCUCUUUGAUGGUGGAUGAAUUCUUUUCUUUUGGGAUCAGAACUCCGCCUGCUCUUCUCCAGGCUUUAGGGGUCACUUGCUUUUCCCACGCAACCUCAUGUUUCUCCAGAGAAAUUUCAGAACAUCUGGGGUGUUCUAGUAGACACUAUAUGGAACACCAUUAGGGCCUGGUGCUGAUGCCAACACUGAAAAACAGAAUCAAGAGUUCAUGAAACCAAAUGGUAAUUUUGGACUAAAGGUACAUAAUAGAACAGGAUGGAAAAAACAUUUCAGUUACUGACAUAAAGCAUUUUUAUAAUGAACAAAGUAAAUUCAAAGUUACUACCAAAUCUAAAAAAAGUUCAAAGUAAAUUAAUUAUCAUGGUACAUUAAUAUCACCAAAUACAACCCUGAGAUUUAUUUUCUUGCAAACUCCACAGUAAAUCCAAGAAACACAAUAGGAUCAAUGAAAGACCGUACAUAACAAGGCAGACAAAUAACCAACGUGCUAAAAGAAAUAACAAACUACAAAUAGAAAAAGAAACAGGGAAAAAUAGAAAUAAUCAUAAUAAUAAGUAAAUAAGCAAUAAAUACCGAGACCAUGAGAUGAACAGUACUUGAAAGUGGGUCCAUAGGUUGUGGGAACAGUUGGUUGGGGGUGAGUGAAGUUAUUCCCUCUGAUUCGGGAGCAUGAUUGUUGAGGAGUAUUAAAUCUUCCUGAACCUGGUAGUGUGGACCCUGAGGCUCCUGUACCUCCUUCCUGAUGGCAGCAGUGAGAAGGAAGUAAUUUUGUUUUGAUAUGGUAUAUUUUUAUUUAGACUAAGGAUGGUGUAACAUAGUGUAGGGCGCCAUGGUGGCAGAUAGAAUGACACUAUUACAAUUCAGUGUGUCGGAGCUCGGUGUUUAAUUCCAAAAUUGUCUGUAAGGAGUUUGUAUGUCCUUCCUGUGAGCAUGUGGGUUUCCUCUGAGUGUUCUGGUUUCUUCCUGCAGUCCAAAGAAAUAUCAGUUAGUAGGCUAAUUGGUCAUUGUAAAUUGUCUCGUGAUGAGGCUAAGAUUAAAUUGGGGAUGGCAUGGCUCGCUGGUCUGGAAGGGCUGUGUCUCUAUCAUUGUUCCAUUAUAAUGAUCCAUUGUGAACAUCAGUCAUAUUAUUCUCAUAUCUAUGUCUAAAAGAACUGUAAUAUCAAAGAUCAUUAUACACGUGUACAUGUAUUAGGAGUUUGCUGUGGUGUGUUGGUGAGGGCACAAUGUGGAACAAAAAACAACAGAAUUCAAUAAUGAUGAAUAAAAUGAUGCAUCAUUUCAUAUCUGUGUAAGAAUGAAAUGUUACAUCACUGUGAUGUCACUGUUUUAUAUUUCCCUUUCAUACUUACCACAGACAAAUUUAAUCCAACCCAUUUUGUGUUUACCUUUUCAAACAUUUGUUGGUCAUUUUGGGGGAGUUCCUCCAGCAUUUUUUGUGUGUUAUUGGAGCUUUUGCUGUUUAAAUAUCCCACUUUGCUGUAAUCCAGAGUCAAGCAAACUGAAAAAAAAAGAAAGAAAAUAUGUUUCUGAAAUAUAUGCUAAAACUUCAGAUAUUUUUCAAUCCAAUUCCCUCACCAUGGAGCACUUUAAUACAGAAACAAGUCCAUUGGCCCAUCUAGUUUGUGCCAAACUGUUACCUAGUCCCAUUGACCCACACCUGGACCAUACCCUUCCCAUCCAAACUUCUCUUAAGUGUUGCAAUCAAACCCGCAACCACCACUUCCACUUGCAGCUUGUUCUAUACUCUCACUACUCUUUGUGUGAAUAAGUUUCCUUUCACAUUCUUCUUAAACUUUUCACCUUUCACCCUUAACCAUGACCUCUAGUUCCAACCUCAGUGGAAAAAGCCUGCUUGCAUUUACUGUAUCUAUACCCCUGAAAAUUUUGCAUAUCUCCAUCAGAUUUCCCCUCACUCUGCUACAUUCUAGGGAGCAAAGUCUUAAACUAUUCAAUCUUUCCCUGUAACUCAGGUCCUCCAGUCCCAGCAAUCACAUCAUAAAUUUUCUCUGUACUGAAUAAUGUUUAUUUAUUAAUCUCUGAUUUACAAGAUUUGUAAGAUUAAAUUAUAUAUUGUUAAUAGGGCACAGGAGUAGAACAGUAUGUUGCCUUUUACUCUUCUAAAUCAUCUGAUCUACUAUGUCCCAUAUUACAGAAUAUCUAAAAUGUUUGCUUUAUGGAUGCUGCCCAGCCUGCUGGGGACUUCCAUUAAUUUUUGCUCAAUUCUAGUUUUGCAAAUUAUACACAGGAGGUUCAGCGGACGCUGAAAGUACAGAGUGACACACACAAGAUUGUAGAUCAAUCAGUAAGAAAUAUUCAGAGCUAUCUUCACUGGGGGUACUUAAUGGUCUGGGACUAAAGAAAAUCACAGAAUCAUUUUUGUUUAUAAUCCUGCUCAAACUCUCAAGUCUUCUUCUGCUUGGUUGUUUAAAUUUAAACUAUCUCCCUCAAAAGAUAAUUGGCAGGUCAGCUUUUUUGAACUAUUCUCCUAAACUAUGGAAUUCAAUACCUAAAACUAUGGGUAUCACAAUAGCGUAGUGAUGAUUUACAGUACCAGUGACCCGGGUUCAACUCCUGUUGCUGUCUGUAAGGAGUUGGUUCAUUCUCCUUGUGACUGUAUGGGUUUCCUCCAGGUGCUCUGAUUUCCUCUUAAGGUCCAAAGAUGUACAGGUUGGUAGGUCAUUGUAAUUUGUCCCAUGAUUGGGCUAGGGUUAAACUGGGAAGUGCCGGGCUGCAGCUCUAAGGGCCAGAGUGGCCUUUUCUGUGCUGCAUCUCGAUAGAGAAACAAGGCUUGCAGACCUAGUUGACACCUUGAAAUGCCAGCUAAAACCCUAUUUAUUUAACCUUGCUUCUAACCAACAUCUUCAUCUUUUAUUUUCAUGUUUAUACUUUUAUUCCAUUGUAAAGCACUUUGAACUACAGCAUUUAUAUGGAAAGUGCUCUAUAAAUAAAGUUAUUAUUAUUAUUUCAGUUUACCACAAGCAGCUCAAAGGAGUGGAGAGUAGUUAACCCCUAGUGAUGGAGACUUGUUGAACAUUACCAUACUACUUACACUGGUAUCUUGUUGAAUUGAGCAUGCGUUGUACAUGACUCAACUGAAAGUUCAAAGUAAAUUUCUUGUCAAAGUACAUAUAUGUCACCACAUACUACCCUGAGAUUUGGGGGGGUUUUUGCAGGCAUUUCACAGCAAAAUAAAAAAAUACAACAGAAUCUACAAAAAACUAUUCACAAAUGCACAAACAACCAAUGUGCAAAUGAAGACAAACUGUGUAACUGUCCAGUGGUAGAUUCCUUGAAGUGAUUCUGUUGGUUGUGGAGUGUGUUCAGAGUUGUCAUGAGUGAAGUUAUCUACACUGGUUCUGGAGCCUGAUGUUUGAGGGGUAAUAUCUGUUCCUAAACCUAGCUGUGAGGUACCUAAAUCUCCUGUACCCCCUUCCCUUUGGUAGAAACAAGAAGAGAGCAUGGCCUGGAUGGUGGAGGUCCAUGAUGAUGGAUUCUGCUUUCUUGUGGCAACGCUCCUUGUAAAUGUGCUCAAUGGUGGGGAGGGCUUAGCCUCUGAUGGGCUUUCCUGUUCCUGAGCAUUGGUGUUUCAGGAGCUUGAUGGUUGCAGGGUAAUAACUGCUACUCAUCCUCAAAGCAUUCUCCAAUUGAAUAAAAGAUGUUUUAAUGUCAAGAAGACAUUAAUAUGCCGCAGUUUUAGAGUGAAUUGAUGUGACAGAAUUGUUGAUUUAUUUAUCACAAAUAUAUUGGGUAUUACAAAUUAUUAUGAAUAUUUUGGCUGCAAAAAAGUUUCCAUACACAAGAAUCAGUAAUAGCCAGUUGCUUUCUUGAGUUAUAGUCAUAGAGCACUACAGCACAAAAGCAGCCCCUAUGACCCAUCUAGUCUGCGCCAAACUUGUCCCAUCUACCUGCAUACAGACCACAGCCCUCCAUACUCUUAAUAUCCAUGUAUCUACCGAAAUUUCUCCUAAAUGUUGAAAUCAAACACGCAUCAACCACUUUGCAUUGGCAUUUAUAGUUAAAUAAUUCUACAUUUUCUGAGAUUCUUCUUUAUCUGGGAGAAUUCUGAACUACUUUCAUUUGCUUUAUAUUAGUAUGAACAUCAGCCAAACACUUGGGAUACAGGACCCUCCAAGUGCUGUAUGAAUUUGUAAGGUAUGAAGCCUACAAUAAGUAAUGGAUAUGGCUUUGUCUAUCAUGGGUAAAGCCCUCUCCACCACUGAGCACAUGUGUACGGAACAUUGUCGUAGGAAAGCAGCAUCCAUCAUCAUGGAACCCACCGUCCAGGCCACGCUCUCUUCUCACUGCUGCCAUCAGGAAGAAGGUACAGGAGCCUCAGGUUCAGGAACAAGAUUCUCAAUCAUCAGGCUCUUGAACCAAAGGGGAUAACUUCACUCAACUUCACUCACCCCAUCACUGAACUGCUCUCACAAACUCUGGACUCUCUUUCAAGGACACUUCAUCUCAUGUUCUCAAUAUUUAUUGAUUUUUUCCCCUUUCAUUUUGUUUUUGCACAUUUUGUUGCCUUCUGUGCAUUGUUUCUCUGCCUUUUUGGGUGAAGUUUUUCAUUAAUUCUAUCAUCUUUCUUUUAUUACUAUCAAUGGCUACAAGAAAACGAAUCUCAGGGUUGUAUAUGGUGACAUAUAUGUACUUUGAUAAUAAAUUUACUUUGAUCUUUUGUAAACCCGAUGAGCUCAGAAUAUCUUGGGCAUAGGAAUUUAUACUGAUUGUUGUGCCUUACUGCUGUUAUGUUGGGCCUCAAUUAGAUUAGGAUAUUGUUAUCAUGGGUAGAAAAUACAAAAGAAUUGUGCAAGCAAGUGGCAAAAUAAAUCUUAAAAUGUAAUUGAAACAAUUAUGCUUUGCAAGAAAUUAAAUAGUAAUGUGCUUCUUUUAUUGAAAAUGGUGGCCUUAAAAAUGAAUUUGAUUUACUAAAGCAAAUGGUUACCAGCUCAGGAGAUCUGCUUAAAUAUGGCCUCAAAAUAGUUUUGCUAUAUUUUAUUAUGAAAGUAGGCCUGCAAAUGGGAUAAUAUCACUUUAAAAUGGAAAGAAUUAGGUAUCUUGAUAAUGCACUGUAUAGUAAAAUUUAUAUUUAAGAUCAGUGACAGAAAUGAAUGUUUUACACAACAUUGUAAUUCAUGCAUAAGACAGAAUUUCAAUGUGCAUUUUAUAAACACCAUGUUAAUUGACUCAAAAUAUGAGAUGGAAAGAAUGCGUUGUGGUUUUAUUUUUAAAAGCAUUUACUGUAUAUUCUUCAUUAUUCUUGAUUUAUCAGGAUGUAAGGGUAAACAUGUAAAUCCCUCCAAAAAUAAAGAUAAUUUUUUCAAGAAUA
Messenger RNA from Hypanus sabinus (Atlantic stingray), 12411 nucleotides. Its product is annotated as mitogen-activated protein kinase 4-like. Gene Ontology annotation, molecular function: MAP kinase activity; ATP binding. Gene Ontology annotation, cellular component: cytoplasm; nucleus. Gene Ontology annotation, biological process: protein phosphorylation; cell surface receptor signaling pathway; intracellular signal transduction. NCBI's taxonomy places the organism in Eukaryota, Metazoa, Chordata, Chondrichthyes, Myliobatiformes, Dasyatidae. The transcript has 8 exons. The record is from RefSeq and is a predicted model, not a curated record. The coding region runs from base 929 to 2665 and encodes 578 amino acids.